AACCAAGAGAGCAGAAAUUACACAAGAUUUAAACAUACGAAACUCUUUCCUUUUCUUUUUUUUUUUUUUAAUCUCCGAUGGAAAUAUUCAUCUCGUUCCAACACUCUCCUCUCAAACAUCGUUUCUCGGAAAAGCUUACGCAACUUCGGCUGCACAAAUCAUUUGCACAAAACAGCGUGACGACGUUUUACGGUGUCUGCCGCGCGAAACGCGUGGUUUUACUCCGUACCAGCGAGACUUAGUGCGGCGCAAGAAAUGUAUAGAAGAGCGAUUUGCAACUAGCAGCCACAAUUUCAGCUUGUCACUCGGCGAGUUCUUAAGCGCGUUUGACGUGUCUCUUGUAACAGGGUUUCUGAUUGGAAUCACGUCGCAAGAGACUUUAAGCGACGUCUUAAAUCUCUCAAUGCCUCGCGCACGGCAGAAUGUUGCACAGCGAGAACGCAAUUAUCAGAUGGUUGAAAAAGAAGAAAAAAAGGAAGAGAAACAACAACAACGUGUCUCUUAUACAUAUUCAUG
Messenger RNA from Heterotrigona itama, 516 nucleotides. The record is from the annotation of a GenBank genome assembly. NCBI's taxonomy places the organism in Eukaryota, Metazoa, Arthropoda, Insecta, Hymenoptera, Apidae.